AUGUGUGGCUUCCUAAUGCUCACUUGUGCAGUGUGUAGGAAGUGGAAGCUGGUGGGCUCAGACAAUGAUCUAUGGUGUAACCUUUUUAGAGAGAGAUGGGGAGAAGAUCAUUCUGCUUUUUAUGCUCCUAUUGGCUCAAAAUCAUGGAAAGAUGUAUAUGAGGUGCAAGAUCGUUGUGAUCGAAUUGGAGUGGGUUUGAAGAUUAUUAGAGAAGGCAGUGACUACUAUCUUGUUCACCAAGGAGAGAUACAGAGACAUCUGGGUUCAAGAAAAAAUCAGGAAAAAGAAACUGCUCAAAGCUUCCAUUCAGAAAUUGAAUUCAAUGGAGAAAGCUGUCUAGCUGAAGAGAGAUCAUGUCGUGGAAUUUUGGACAAAAUCCUUUUUUUCAUAGGAGAUUUGGAAGUUGCUUCUGCAGAAGCCAAACGUAGCCGUGUCAGUGAUAGUCUCUACCAUUCAAUCCACCACUCAACUUCACUGGAAAACUUCUUUGUACCUAACCAUUAUUUCAUGUAUAUAUAAUAUACUUAUCAAACAAUGUAUUCAGUUAUUUCAAUAAUUUAGCCUUUUCAUAUAAGUCAUGAGAAUUAUGAGGACCUUCAUUGCUUCUAUCAUUUUGCCUCUCUACCUAGCGCUGCGAUCAAUAUGGAACAAGCUAAAGCUACUAUUUUAUAA
Vigna umbellata (rice bean) is the source of this 672-nucleotide messenger RNA. The record is from RefSeq and is a predicted model, not a curated record. Lineage: Eukaryota; Viridiplantae; Streptophyta; Magnoliopsida; Fabales; Fabaceae.